AAUGAAAAAAAUGAUGUUUGCUUAACCGAGGAAGAAGAAACGAAUAAUCAGAAAAUGAUACCCUGUAGAAGCAGUGUUCGACAACGUUCAUGUUCUCGUGAUGGAAAAAAGAUGCGACGGCAUCGCCAUUCUCAGAAUCCAAGAGAAGGUUUACGUUCUCAAUCACCUUCAUAUCAACGUUCUCGACGCUCUUCAUCAAUAGCGAGGCGGCAGGUUGAACGAAAGCGACGCCAUGCCAAGCUACAACGACGAGAUGACGAAAAGCGUGAAAAGAGGAGAUGUGAAAAAGAAAAUUCGCAUAGUUCUGAAAAUUCCCCAAAACGGAAUACAUGGUUUUCUACUAGUAAAGGUUUCAGCAGUGUGGAUAGCAAAGUUGCAGAAAAUAACAAUGCCACCGUAAGCGAUGCCGAAGGAAAUAUUACUGAGCGGCAGCGUCGAACCGUUGACUUAUUAACAUCCCGUACCGGUGGUGCUUACAUACCACCGGCCAAAUUACGUAUGAUGCAAGCCAAAAUUACUGACAAGUCCUCUGCCGCAUACCAGCGUAUCGCAUGGGAAGCACUAAAAAAGUCCAUACAUGGCUAUAUUAACAAAGUAAACGUAGAUAACAUUGCCAUUAUUACUCGUGAACUACUUAAAGAAAAUAUUGUUCGUGGCCGCGGCUUACUUUGUCGUUCUAUUAUACAAGCCCAAGCGGCAUCGCCCACUUUCACGCAUGUCUAUGCUGCCUUGGUGUCUAUAAUAAAUUCUAAAUUUCCUAAUAUAGGCGAGAUACUACUUAAACGUCUGGUAAUUCAAUUUAAACGAGCUUUCCGAAGAAACGAUAAGGCGGUAUGUUUGUCGUCAUCCCGCUUUAUAGCGCAUUUAGUUAAUCAGCGUGUAGCACAUGAGAUACUUGCAUUGGAGAUCCUAACGCUAUUGGUAGAGACACCAACAGACGACUCUGUGGAGGUAGCUAUAGCUUUUCUAAAAGAAUGUGGCAUGAAAUUGACCGAGGUGUCUUCUAAAGGCAUAGGUGCAAUUUUUGAAAUGCUAAAAAAUAUAUUACACGAGGGUAAAUUAGAUAAGCGCGUUCAAUAUAUGAUUGAAGUAGUAUUUCAAGUGCGAAAGGAUGGUUUCAAGGAUCACCAGUCUGUGAUUGAAUCAUUAGAAUUGGUGGAGGAAGAUGAUCAGUUCACACAUUUGCUAAUGUUGGACGAGGCCACAAAUCCGGAGGAUGCUUUAAGUAAGUUUUAAAAUACAUUAAUAUGUGUACUUA
Molecule: messenger RNA, 1258 nt
Organism: Rhagoletis pomonella (apple maggot)
Lineage: Eukaryota; Metazoa; Arthropoda; Insecta; Diptera; Tephritidae
Product: pre-mRNA-splicing factor CWC22 homolog
Biological process (GO): mRNA splicing, via spliceosome
Cellular component (GO): catalytic step 2 spliceosome
Molecular function (GO): RNA binding; protein binding
Source: RefSeq, a predicted model, not a curated record